GCUCGAUUCUCCUCCCUCCAUCAGCCUCCUCUCUCGCUCCACUCACUGGCCUUUAACAAGGGUUCUGUUGCGGGACUCUUUUCGGAAUAUGUAUCAAUAACCCCCAACCGGAUAGGCCUGCUCAAAGCGAAACAACAGAAACACACUUGCCAAACUUUGAGGUGAACGUCCGGUGUUUUUGAAGCAGAAUUUUAAAACUAUCCACACUGAAAACAUGCGGAGAUGUCGAGAGGAGUACAAUUGCCAAUAGGAUCCCAAAGUUGGGACUUUUAUGUCAGGGAAUGAGAGGUUAAAAAACUUGCAGAUUUUUAUUGCUGGUAUCUGACCAUUACAUCGCUGUGCCAAACAUUGCACCCCAUCUUCUCUUCCACCCCAUCCCACACCUAAAAAACCAUCAUGACGACCUCUUCGUUACGAAGGCAGGUCAAAAACAUUGUAAACAACUACACAGAUGCUGAAAUCAAGGUCAGAGAGGCAACUUCCAAUGACCCCUGGGGUCCUCCUUCCUCACUCAUGAUGGAAAUCUCUGAUCUGACCUUCAACGUGGUGGCUUUCACCGAGGUCAUGGGCAUCAUCUGGAAGAGGCUAAAUGACCAUGGCAAGAACUGGCGGCACGUGUACAAGGCGCUUAACCUGCUGGAAUAUCUGAUCAAGACUGGGUCAGAGAGAGUGGCCCAGCAGUGCAAGGAGAACAUCUACGCCAUCCAGACCCUUCGGGACUUUCAGUACAUUGACCGGGAUGGACAAGACCAGGGCAUGAGUGUGCGGGAAAAGUCUAAGCAGCUGGUGGCUCUGCUGAGGGACGAUGAGCGGCUCAAGCAGGAAAGAUCGCAGGCACACAAAACCCGUGAGCGUGUUACAGGGAGCACCAGUGCCAUGGGUUACGGGUCUUUACCGCCACCCUAUCCGGGACGCCACCCUAGUCAGCCCAGCAUGCAAGCAGUUCAUGUGGACGAGUUUGCCAGGCCUAGGGACUCACCAGCCUCCUUCAACUCCUCGUCUUCCUCCCCUCAUCUGGCCCCAGAUCUGGAGCGGGCCCGUCCUCAGACCAGUGGAGAGGAGGAACUUCAGCUACAGCUGGCCUUGGCUAUGAGCCGGGAGGAGAGUGAGAAGACCCAUGAAUCUGUUCUCCCCCAGCCGACUCCAGCUGUGGAUAUUGAUGAACAGACGCAGCUUCAGAUUGCUAUGAGUCUUAGUAAGGAGGAGACACAUAAGCCUACUCCUCUUCCUCCUCCCCCUCCUCCUCCUGCUGCUGCGGUUAUGGAGAUGGAUGAAGAGGCACAGCUUCAGCUCGCCCUCACUCUCAGUAAAGAGGAACAUCAGCAGGAGGAGAGAAGCCGUCGGGGGGAUGAGUCUCUGCUCCAGAAAGCACUUGAGGAGAGCAAACGAGAAAUGGAGGCCAAAGGAGGAUCUGCCAUGCUGGAUCUUGCAGAUAUUUUCACUUCGGCUCCUGAACUGCCCUCUGCUGCCAGUGCUUGGGAUUCAUCUGGAGGCCAAGGUGCUUUAGCGCAGGCUGGUCCUCUGCGGUCUGACCCAUGGGAUAGUCUAGAGCCCAGCUCUUCAAUCCGCCGGCAUGGAAGCUCAUGGAAUGCACCUCCUGCAUCAAGUGAAUAUUCCCAACCCUGGGCACAUCGACAGCAAACUUCUGACCCAUGGGAUGCCCCUCAGAAUGCCUCCAGCCCUGUGUCCACGAAUCACACCUGGAUCUCCCCUGCACAUGGGGCUGGAGUGGAUCCUUUUUCUCCCCCCGUAGUGGACAGACGAGGAUCUAUUGGCCCUCUCAAAACUUCACCCCCUCGUGCAGGAAGUCCCUCAGAUGAUGAUCUUUUUGAUGAGGCUAUGGAUGGAGGCCAGGCAAAUGUGAAUGGCCAUGGUAGUCCUGAGCCUUUCAAUUUGUCUUCCCUUGGCGAAGGUCUACCAAAACCAGCUCCUCGAACCUGCAGUACUCCUGAGGCAUUUCUGGGUCCAUCUGGAGCUUCACUUGUCAACUUGGAUUCUCUGAUACCCCCAAAUCCUACUUCCAAGAACUUCAACCCAUUUUUAUCAGGAGUGCCUGCUCCGACAACCUCUAAUCCAUUCCAAAAUGAAGCACCCCGCCUGACGCUUAAUCAGAUGCGUCCCAGCUCCACGUCUCCCGCACCCUCAUCACUUCCAUUCAAUGCGUCUCUGGCCAUGGCAUCCAGCCAGCAGCCCAGCUCUUUGCCCAACACCUUCACACAGUCUGCACAGGUGAUGCCGCUGAUCCCUGGACCCCUACCGCAACCACUGCUACCACUGUCCAGCAAAACCAUGCUUGCAGAUCCAGAUACACACAAUCAGAACCCGUUCCUCUGAAAGACUACAUCCAAAAAAGGACUGUUUAACUACCGAAUGACUUAAAACUGGAACACAUUUUUAAUGGCUUUGCUCAUUUCACAGCCUAAAGGUUUUGCUCUAUGCAGUUGCUCUCAAGAGGCAUUCACACAUACAUUGUUUUUUAAUUUACAAAUAUACUUAUUUUUAAUAACAACGACCACUGGUAAUGCUUUGUGGUUGUAUCAAGUGGUUAAUUUGAAUGUUAUAUAAAUGAUCAGUUAUGCAACGCACACAUGCACAGUAGCAAACACAUGAUCUAGCAUGUUCACCUGUAUAGUUGGCCUAAAAAAAACAUCAACAUGGGGCAGACAAGUAAUAAAGCCAACAGCUACACGUUACGUUAGAGCUGUGGCAAAAAAAA
Messenger RNA from Danio rerio (zebrafish), 2716 nucleotides. Lineage: Eukaryota; Metazoa; Chordata; Actinopteri; Cypriniformes; Danionidae. The record is from RefSeq and is a predicted model, not a curated record.